AUGAGUUAUUUAAAUUAUGAACCUGAUAUUUUAGAAAGGAUUGAUGUUUUAGCCAAAAAUUAGGAUUCUAGAAAAAAAAUAUUUGAUGAAAUUAGUCAAAUACUUUCAGAUCGCGCAAAGUUAGAAGAGUUUUACGCGAGAAGUUUAGAGAGAUUAUGCGAAGGAUUAUCAAAAAUCAAAGUGAAUAAUAACGAAAGUCUAAAAUAGAUUAUAUAGGUAAUUUAGACUCUGUUUUCAAGCCAAGCAGAGCAGAGUCAAACAUUUGGUUCUUCAAUCAGUAACGAUAUAAUACCAAAUAUGAAAGAUAUUUUCAAAGACGAUGUUUAUUCUUUGAAAAAUAUGCAAAAAAUAGGAGAGAGACAUGAAAAAGAAUUAAUUAAAUAAGUUUAAGGAUUUGAUAAAAUGAGAAAGCAAUAUAUUUAAAUGAGUUAAGUAGUGGAAAAAAAAUUAAAAGAUCAAUAGCAGUUUGAAUAGCAACUAGAGCAACAUAUUAAGGUGCAUCAAAAGACAUAAGACAUAAAUAUCAUUAAUUAGCUUAAAAAAAGAAAGCAAGAUCUUUAAAAUGAAUAGAAGGUACUUGAAUGCAUGAAUAGAUAAAAGAUAAAUUCUGAGUAAGAAAUGCAAAAUUAUAUUCAAAAGUAUAAUUAAUAUAUUGACGAGUAUUUCCUAGAUGUUGCUCGCAUCGAAGAUUAAAUCUAAAAUGAAGAAAUAUAAAAACGAGACUAAAUGAAGGAUUGUAUAAUGAAGUAUUUGGUAUUCAAGAUAUCUCUUGUUAGAAAUAUUUAAUAUGAUGUAGACCGUAUUACUACUAAACUUGAAGAGAUUGAUACAAAAUAAAAUAUCAAAUAGUAUGUCAAUGAUUUACUUAGUUAAUAUAGAGAUUAUAAAAAUAAUGGAUAAAUAAAGCCUUUACUCUGCAAGCUAAAUUUCGAUAAUUACAAGUAGUUUAUUGACAUGAAAAUGGCUCACACCCAACAAGCAGCUAGGCAGUAAAAUGCAAAUCCUCAUUAAAACAAUCAUUAACAUAACCAUCAUCAUCAGCACAAUUUAAAUCAAAAUAAUGCUGGACAAGCAAAUGCACAGAUUCAAAUGCAAGAAUAAAAAGCCAGACCAAAAAUUUUUACUUAGUAAAAUCUAUCUUCUAUCCCUCCUCUACCUUAACCAGUUAAUAACAGUAAUAAUAUUAUUCCUAAUGAAUAACUAGACGCAUAGCAAAAAUAAAAAAGACCUCAUUCGAAAAUAUUUUAAGUUUCAAAUAUGGUAGUUAGAAAAGUUUCUAACGAAAUUAGUGAUAAUAAUUCUUAGCUGCAAAAAGCUAACGAUAUAUAAUAAUAGCAAGCUCUGAAACAAGAAGAAGUUAUUUAAUAGAAUUAGCAAAUAGCAUUAAAAGAAAAAUAGGGAUCAGUCCAACAAGAGUAAUAGUAAGAUGGUAGAUUAAUACUAGUCAAAACAAGUUCACAGCAUAUCAAAUAACCAACAGAAUAUAAAUAUAUUGAUAUUAUGAAUAUGAUGAAAUAAAAAUAAUUGUCAAAAUAGAAAGAAUUAAAAGGCGAUUUGGGUAAUAAAGAUGAAACUCAUAAAGCACAAGAAGUUUUAGAGAUAGAAACUGAAGAUUUAUUUGAGUAUAUUCUUCUAAAAAUAUGGAACAAUAAUGAACUUCAAAGCUAUGAUGUAGAUUAAUUAAGAUCUAUUCUAGAAAGAGAUAGCAGUAGUAGAAUGUCCUUUUCUAACUAUUUUUGCAAUUUCUUUGGCAGUCUAAUUUCUGAUUAUACUAAAAAAUUAAUAGCUGAAGAGAAAGAUAUUGUAAAUAGACUUUUAUUAGAAAGAGGUAAAGUAGAUAUUUGCAUCGAAAUAAGCUCUGAUACAUACACUUAUCUCAUGAGGAUUCUUUAUUGUGUAUUAGAUAUUUUGAAUUCUUGCAAUGAUCUCCAUUUCAUUUCAGAUAUUUACCGUACUUCAAAAUCUAUUUUUAAAGUUAUCCGUCCUCCUGAUGAAGACAUUAAAUCUUUUGAAAGGAUAUUCUUAAAUUAAGGGUUGAGUGGGCAUUAGCUAUUUUAAAAUCAAAACCACUGGUAGAACAAGCUUAAAUUAAUAGUAGAAUAACUUGAAAAUCUCUAUGAAUAAAGAGUGAGAAACUAAGGCGGUGUUUCAGAUACUGAAGAGAUUAAAGCAAAAAAAAGUGUAAGUGAUGAAAAGAAUAUAAAUAGUAGUAUGAAUGAACUUAAUGAUGAGGGAUAAUAUCUUUAUUCAAAGCUUCUUAUAAGCAUUAGAGAUUUAUUCGAAUUUGAAAUACCUAAGGAAAAAAUAGCACAAAUAGUGCAAAAUUUAGUAGAAGAAGCUAUCUUAACUUAAGACGUAGCAAAAUAUUUGAUCAUUUAUAUAAACUAAUAUGAAAAAAAGGAAAUAGCUGUAAUGCAAUCUGAAGAAUUGGCUUUUGAAGAUUUGCAGUUCAAUUAAAAUUAAAAAAUCAGUAACUUAUAAUAACAAGAUGACAUUUAAGACUUUUAACCUUCUUCUAAUUCUUCAAGUGAAGAAAAUAGCUUUGAGUAACAAGAAAUAAAAGAAAAAUAAAUUAGUGAAUAAAUUAAUAAUGAUGAUAUCUAAGAACAAAUUUAAAAUGAGUAAACCUAAAAAGAAAUAGGCUAAGAAGAUGGAAAAAAUAUAAAUUAAAAAUAAGAAAAAGAAGAAUUUGAUGACGAAGAAGAUACUAUUAAAGACCUAGAAAAUAAAUAUGCUGAAGGAUUACAAUGA
This is a messenger RNA of Tetrahymena thermophila SB210, 2751 nucleotides long. Its product is annotated as Fes/CIP4-like domain protein. The transcript has a single exon. Gene Ontology annotation, cellular component: cytoplasm; plasma membrane. NCBI's taxonomy places the organism in Eukaryota, Ciliophora, Oligohymenophorea, Hymenostomatida, Tetrahymenidae. The record is from RefSeq and is a predicted model, not a curated record.